This is a messenger RNA of Sinocyclocheilus anshuiensis, 903 nucleotides long. Its product is annotated as dehydrogenase/reductase SDR family member on chromosome X. The transcript has 3 exons. The coding region runs from base 428 to 793 and encodes 121 amino acids. The record is from RefSeq and is a predicted model, not a curated record. Lineage: Eukaryota; Metazoa; Chordata; Actinopteri; Cypriniformes; Cyprinidae.
AGUUGAAAAAGGCGAAUCAACCUGUUCCACAGCAGAUCCAGAGCCGCUGCGUCUGCUCUGCAAUCCGAGCAUGAUCAACACCGGCCGGCUUUCUCCAGAUGAUCGCUCAUGAUGCGCCUUCACCGGGAACGCGUGUGAAUAAUACGCUGGAAAUGUCAACAUCAAAAGCCAAAGGUCUGGUCUGAUGGUGAGGAGCGAGCCGAGCAUCCAUGCGCCUCAGCGGACUGUUGCGAAUUGCUGAAAUGCAGUCUCUCAUCUCACCAGUGACUAAGGCUAUCCUUGUAGCUCUGUUUAUUUUUGCCAUUUUGCUCAUCCUCUAUGUGAUACUGUGGUAUAUAUGCAGAGACGUGGACUGUGAUCACGGCAUUUGAUUUUGGAGACCGAAGCUGCGGAUCCGCGGAGAAGUCAGGGUGACCCCGCAGCUGUUAUGCUGGUUCCUGAAGGUCGAACUGAAGACGGGCUUGAGACUCAUUUUGCCACUAACUAUCUAGGCCACUUUCUGCUGACCCGCCUUCUUCUGGACAGCUUGGUGCAUUCUGGGAAGGAUGGCUCAUGCUCGAGUGUCGUCAGUGUCUCGUCCUCCGCACACUUCGCCGCUGACGCCCGUCUGCAGGAUCUUCUCAGCAUACUGCGGCUGACUGUGGCUCCUCCGGAUCUGGAAGGAGUCGGUGGAUGUUACGUGUAUGAAGGUCCUCAGCAGCGUCUUACGAUGAAGAUCUUCAGGCUGGAUUCGAUCUGCUGGGCCUCCAGGACUCGGAGCUCCUUCACUAACAUCAGCAGAACUGAAGAAUGAACGACUGACAAUCUCACACCGGAGAACUGUGAGGAGUCGCGUCGCUCCUGUCCCGUUAUUUAUGGUUCUUCUGAAGGGCUCGGCGCUGUUGGAGGAUCACUGUGAAUGUC